CAGCAACUGACAACCAACGUUCUGUGUGCGAGCAUUCUGAACAUCGAACUGUACCAUCAGUAGCAUUCAGGUGUUGGUCGUGUUCACAUGCGACUGCUCUUUUUUUCGCUUGAUUUUUCUCUUAUUGCCGUCGUCAUUUGCGCAAACGAACACCAUUGGAUCACUUCAUAAAAACGGAUCUAAUUGGGUGAAGAAAAAAGCUUUUCACAGUAAAAUCGUGUCUUUUAUUUAUUUUGUGAGAGACUAAAUAUCUGCGAGCUAAAUGUUAAUUAUCUCAGUGUGACAAACGGAUUUUUUUUUCGCGAACUAUUAAACAUUCUGAACAAUCAAAACUAAAACGAUCGUUUAAAAAGUGCGGUUUUCAACGAAUUUUGUGCCGUUUAAUUUUUUUUAAGGACUGCAUAAAUUGUAUAAUCCAACAGCAAUAUCGGGAUGAUUUGAUUUUUAUUCAAAAUUUCCAGUUUUUAAGUUAACAAGUGAACUCAUCGUCAAUAAUCAUAGAAAAUGAUCAUUGCGAAAAUAAGUUUCGUGUGAAUUUCUCGUACAAAUUUGGAUAUCGUAAAGUGAUAAGAGACGUUUUUUUCGAAAAGAUAAAAAGAAGAGAUAACAUCUUUUUUUCAAAAAAUUAAAUAUUUAACGAAACUCGGAGAGAUUAAAAGUGAUUUGUGCAAAUGCGUGAAUUCGCGAAAAACAAAGCGAUUUGAUAUAAAUCAAACGACGAUUUGAAAACAUAAUCGUUUUGCCAAAAUCAACCGCAUAAAACAAAACCACAUUGCGGCAAAGACAAAAAAAAAAACAAUGGGCUAAUGUGAAUAUAAUACACGGAUCUGUGUGCAUUCAAUCUUUUUUCUGCCAGUGUCUGUCGCUAUAUCUCUUGUGUGAAAUUUUAGAGUUGAACAAGUUUAUUCGCCAUAAUUUGCCGCCGAAUCAUCGAAAACAAACAUUGUGUCAAUUUCAUGAAAUCAAAUCACAAUUGGCAUUGCGAAUUGGCCAGGAAACCGCAUUGAUUGAUUGACCGCGUUUGGAUGUUCGCGUGCUCAAAAUCACAACAAUGACAUCAUCCCAUUAGCAUUCAAACUCAGUGUCUGAAUGAAGCUCAACUGUUAACCAGAUGACAAAUCAAAUUGCAACGCGCAUUUCAUUUCAUUUUUGAGCCCAAUUUGUAAUCAAUUUUCGAAUGAUUUAUCACGAACAAAAACUAAUUAAUAACAUAAAUAACUGUCACAUCGAGUGCUGUGCGAAAGAAGCGAGCGGUGAAAAUCUAAACCGUUGACAGCUGAUUUUCUGAUUGUUCAUGGGAUUUAAAUGUUUUCAAUUUUGUGGCCGCCAAAUGUUGGACAAUUGACAAAAGUAUCGAACAUUUAUCGUGCGCGCUCGUGUGUGUGUGUGUGUUUGUGAACGAGUGAUAGAAACGACGGGUUGUUGAAUGAUCGCAAUCUCGUUAUAGACAUCCAAAUUGCCAGCUAUCAAAGUUAAUUAGAACGCUCUUCGAAUUUGCAUUCGAACAAUCAUAAAAUAUUUGAACUGGUUGCUGUGUGUCAUCAUAAUCUAUUUGAUUUUUGGCAUAACGUGCGCGCUGCCUGAUAAGCAACUACACAGGCACAACACAGAAACCAAAACGAAAAUCAACACCGAAACAUUUCAACAACACACAACAAAUAAGCAAAUGUCAUAUACAAAUAUUGAUUAAAUUACGGGAAAUGAGCGUGAUUGGAAACAUAUUUUGCUAGGAAAAAAAAGAGACACAACCGAAACAGGAACAGAGGGGCAAAAACGAGAACAACAACAGUGAAAUACCAAUAGAUUAUGGUUAUUAAUUGAAAACAGUGCGUUUUUUUUUUGAAGUGAGAUACCGGAUGACACAUAAGUGCCAAUUACAGUUAUAUUUUAUCAACUGAAUUGAUAAAGAACACGUCGGAAAUAAAAAAAAAAGUUAUUCAAGCUACCAAUCCAAUAACUAUUGAUACUGUACGUUUGGUGAUUAUCGUGACAAUUUUGGGGGGUUUUUCCGCCUUAUGAAAAGACAACCGGAUUGAUACUUUGAUUUAACGAUUUACAGUACAAAGCCAAAUUCGGACAAAUUGAAUGUAUUACAUCUUCAUUGCUGAAGAAGAAAUUUGGUUUUAACAGUGACAAGCAGAAAGCUUAAAGUUAGAACUUCAUCGAAAUCAAGUGGAACAAUUAGAAUUUCAAUUUAAAUGGCAAUGGAAGGUUCAGAUUACGGUUCGGCACAUUUGCCAUCACCAGCGCUGGUUGUGUUUUCACAAGCUGCCAACGGUCUUAGCGAAGCAUUACGCAUUCAAAGGCCAUUCCAUUCACAGAUUCAAGAUGCCAAGGAUUUACAUCAUUUAUCGUUAGUUGGUAGUUAUGGUGCACAUCUAUUACACGGUUUUCCACCCCAUUUUUUGCAUCCAACUGUGACAUCGGCGAGCUCAGCAAGCAAUCCAUUUAGUAGCAGCGGCGGUGCCUUUGUUAAGCCAUUUCCAUCGAAUCUACCGCUGCCAUCAGCAUUCGCACCACCAACAAAAUGCGUUGGUCUCGGUUUGGAACAGGGUAUUUUAUUCAGCGGAAGUGAAUCAUUUCGAACGGAUUCGUCGAGUCCAGCGUGCACAUCAUUAUCACCUCCCGUCAAAGAGGAAUCACUGGAGGCACACACAAGCGAAGAAGGUGAUCGUGAUCGCAUUUGUAGCCCGGAACGUUCACCCGAAGCACCCGGCUUUCGACCUCCGAAAACAAAUGGAGCAGAGCCGAUAAACCUUCACAUGGACACAUCUGGUCAUUCGUUAUAUCGUUUCCCAUUUUACAAUUCUUUUAAAAAUUUCCAUCAACAUCAAUCAGCCAUCAAGAAAGUAACAACAAGCAUCGGAACACCACCGUCAAAUUCAUGCCCAGUUUGUGGCGUUCAUUUAUUAUCAAAUGAAUUGGAGACACAUUUUCUCGCCGAAUUGGAUCGAUUGUAUAAGCUUAGCUCUGGACCGGAGCGUCAACGCAUCCGUGCCAGUUUUAAUAUGAAUAGUGGAAUGCAUAUGAAUAAUGGAUUGAUACAAGGACCUGACAGCCGGUGGGAGACAUUCCAGCGGAUUCGUACAAAUCGUCAAGGUCGUUUGCGUGCAAAGACCCGUAAGCGUAAGGGAGACUCGGAAUCCGAGUACCCGGAGCAUAUUCGCAAUUCGCAGUGUCAAUCGUGUCCAGUGUGCCAUGGGCGAUUGCAACGCACACCAGAGGAAAUUGCACAACACGUAGAGGACUGUUUACGAAAGAGUGGUCAGUCGCGAUGCGAAGAAGAGGAUGAAACCGUCGACGUCGAGAGCUAUGGCGAUGAGACGGCAAGCAGUGCAAUGAAUUUGGCUGCAUCGCAGAAUAAUAAUAACAUCACAAAAAUGGAUACGAUUCGGCCAACGAUGCGACCAAUGCCAUUCACCAGUAGCAGCGCCAGUAUGCCAACCGAAGACCAUUUGAUAACAUCACGCAACAGUAUUUGGCAACAGCACACCAAACAUGCACAGCAUCGACUGGGAUCGAGUCCACCGAGCAUGAGCGCACCCAGUCUAAGUCUAGUGAAUUCAAUGCCAGCCAUGGGUUGUGGUCCACCGACCAUGUUUCCAUCCAGCAAUGAAUCGGGUGCAACACCGACCAGUAGCGAUCAAAUCAACGAAUACGAUCGAAGCGUCGAGUCACCAAAUCGAUUGAUUGUCCAAGAACGAAACCGUAUCGUCGAUUUGCAGAAGACAAAUAGCCGCGAUUUAAAAAACGGUGCUGAAACAACGCAACACAACAACAACAACAAUUGCGACAAUGACAAUGACGAAGAAGUCAUUGUAACACAUGAUGAAGGCGAAUGCCCGACUGCGAAAAAAAUGCCAUCAACGAAAGAUCUGAAGCGCAACGAUAAAAAUAGUGCGGAAGAGGCCGUAUCAUCGAUGGAAAUCGACUCGUCGGCUAACGAUCUGACAAAUCACAAAGCGCUGAUAACAUCGCCUGAUUCGUACGUAAGCACAACCAACGAACCGACCGAACCAGCAUCACGUGCCCAAGUAUUGGAAGAGUUGCGCGCCCGAAUACGCGAGCUCGAAGGAUCACCGCUCAAGCUGCGAGGUCACGAUGAGGAGUCACACUACAAAUGCUACAUAUGUAAGGAUUCUAAAAAGCCAUGCCCACAGUGUAAGAUUGUUACAUCAUCAAACGAGCUUCGAAAAAUUCAUGUUCAAAACUAAGUGAGACAAACGAAUUCAACCGUAAUUUUAAAGCAAGCUAAGCCAGUCUGCAUCUAAGUAUUGUUUUCUGCUUCUUUUUUGUAAGACGACGAGAAAUGAGAUGGUAUUGAUAUCAACUAACAUCAAGGAAUUAUAUGUGUACGUAAAAAAGUUAUAACAUUAAGCAUAGCAAAUAUAUAUUAUAUAUACCCAGACACACACACACACAACAAUUUAGAUUAACCAAACGGGGAACUGUUUAUAACAAUUAUUCGUAAAAUUAUGCAUUUUAACCGAACACAUCACAAAUUAGAAUAUUUUGCUUUCGGUUAAGUGACGACAGUCGAUUGAGUUGAUUUCUUUAUAUCAAUUUAAAUAAUUUCUUCAUUUUUUGUCUUUCAUUUUUUGGGGUGUGAAGAAUAGCAGAGAAAAUCGAUGAACUCUGAACUAUUGGAUCUGAUACAAGCGUAUUUGUUAAUUAGGUGUAAAAAUUAUUAAACGUUAAAAUC
Molecule: messenger RNA, 4702 nt
Organism: Sitodiplosis mosellana (orange wheat blossom midge)
Lineage: Eukaryota; Metazoa; Arthropoda; Insecta; Diptera; Cecidomyiidae
Product: protein Teyrha-meyrha-like
Exons: 9
Coding region: 2199-4214 (671 amino acids)
Biological process (GO): protein ubiquitination
Molecular function (GO): ubiquitin protein ligase activity
Source: RefSeq, a predicted model, not a curated record